Lactuca sativa (garden lettuce) is the source of this 881-nucleotide messenger RNA. Its product is annotated as CASP-like protein 1E2. The record is from RefSeq and is a predicted model, not a curated record. Lineage: Eukaryota; Viridiplantae; Streptophyta; Magnoliopsida; Asterales; Asteraceae.
UUAUUUUAGACAAACGGAUAUAGAAAGGACUUGUAUUUUGUCUUGGGAUGAGGCCCGUAUCCCUAUAAAUGCAUGUAUCACUGGACCUCCAGUUACUCAGUUCUUCACUUCCACUCUUAUCAAUUCAUUCGUCAUAACUCCAAUUUUAACAGAUAUGGAUAUGCAGUACAAGGAGGGGAUCAACGGUGAGGUGGGUAUAAGACCUGUAGGAAAAGGGAAGGUGAAGCGAAGUGAUUUGUUUGUGAGAUUUUUAGCAUUGGUGCUAACUCUGGCGGCAGCCGUCGUUCUCGGAGCGAAUAACCAGUCAACAACCGUAUCCGUAAAGAUUGUCCCCUCCCUGCCGCCGGUCAACUUGCCGGUCACCGCUAAGUGGCUUUACAUGUCUGCCUUUGUGUACCUUGUGAUCGCAAAUGCAAUAGCAUGCUUUUAUGCAACGAUGUCGUUGGUGCUUACAUUAGCAGCUAGGGGUGGAAAGAAGAACGUAACCUUGAUUGUAACCAUUUUAGAUAUAGUAAUGGUGGCACUUCUCUUCUCGGCAAUGGGUGCAGCGGGUGCUGUUGGUCUUAUUGGCCUCAAAGGCAACUCACACCUACAAUGGGGAAAAGUGUGUAAUGUGUUCGAUAAAUUUUGUCACCAGACUGCUGCUGCAAUGAUCUUGUCUUUCAAUGGCUCCAUAUGCUAUCUUCUACUCGUUGUGUUAGCCACUAUCAAUGUCUACAAGAAGUUUUAAGGAGACCAAGUACUCAAUGUUGGUUACUCGACGUUAACGACUUAUAAAUCAUUUGUCUUGUUUGUUUUUCCAAUAUUGAUGUAUGCCGAUCUAAUAUGUUAUGAGUGUAGUAGUUGAGACGUUUUGAUUAAUACAAUUUUCAUUUAUUUUA